CGACACCUCCAAUCUUCGCGCAGUUGUAGUUUGCUCGCGACGUGGGCCGGACGUAGUGGACAGUGUGCAAAUUGUGUGUUUUCUGGAAAAAGUCUUGGUGAAAAAUUUUCGAAAUGACGUAUGACAUCCCCAACGUGGAGUUACUAAAUCCAAAGGAGGGGGGAGAUAUUACAUACAUGGACAUGGUGGAAGAGAAAGAAUCCAUGGGAGAGUCUCAGAUCCAGAAAAUGUUCGCAGGAUCUUCUGUCUUCUUGACUGGAGGCACAGGAUUUCUUGGAAAGCUACUUUCGGAGAAAUUGUUGAGAUCAUGUCCAGAUAUCAAGAAACUGUACAUGCUGGCGCGACCAAAGAAGAACAAGGACACCACCAAAAGAAUACAGGAACAAUUUGAUGACGUGCUCUACGAUAAACUAAGGAAAGAGAGGCCCAACUUCAUUCAGAAGAUCGUGGUGGUAGAAGGAGACGUGGGUCAAAUUGGCCUCGGCAUGAACGAGCAGGAUAGGCUCAAAGUUAUGAACGAUGUGGAAUUCAUCUUCCACGGAGCAGCGACCGUCAGGUUCGACGAGCCCUUGAAGACGGCCGUGGAAAUCAACGUCAGGGGCACCAGGGAGAUCUUCCAGCUGGCCAGAGCGUGUGGCAAGCUGAAGGCAGUUGUCCACAUUUCUACUGCUUACAGUAACUGCGCCCUCAACACGAUAGACGAGAAGUUUUACACCAGCAUCAUGCCUGGAGACAAGCUCAUCGACCUGGUCGAGACCAUGGAUGAGAAAAUCAUCAACAACAUCACUCCAGGGUUACUUGGUGACUUCCCAAACACGUACGCGUACACCAAAUCAGUGGCAGAAAAUAUAAUCAUGGAAUACUCCAAGGGACUGCCCGUAGCAGUCUUCAGACCCGCUAUUGUUAUUGCAACAGUGAAAGAACCUGUGACUGGGUGGAUCGACAACGUUUACGGACCUACUGGUGUGGUAGUAGGAGCAGCCAUAGGCCUCCUCCACGCGCUCCACUGCGAUCCCAAAGCGAUCGCCGACUUGGUUCCAGGGGACAUGGUGGUCAACGCCUGCAUUGCAACUGCCUGGAAGACGGCUAAAGAGUACCCUGGGAACCAUGAAGAUGCGCCACCACAGGAUCUCCCGCCGCCUGUGUAUAACUACGUAUCGUCUGAACAGAAUCCACUGACAUGGGAGAAGUUCAUGUCGUACACAGAGACGAACGGUCUCGACGUGCCACCGAGUCAAGCCGUGUACUACUACCUGUUCAAGCUGACUGCUUCAAGGUGGCUCUACACGAUGUACUGCUUCUUUCUGCAUUGGCUACCGGCGUACAUCAUCGACGGAAUCGCUAUGCUUAUUGGGAAGAAGCCUAUGUUAAGAAAAGCCUACACGAAAAUAUCGAAAUUCUCCGAAGUGCUCGCUUACUUCGCGCUAAAACAGUGGAAAUUCUACAACCGCAACACUCAGAAUCUGUUCAGCGAGCUAUGCGACGCAGACAAACGCCUUUUCGACUUCGAUAUGUCGAAUUUGAACUGGAACGAUUAUUUCUACAGCUACGUCAGAGGUAUCAGGGUGUACCUCCUAAAAGAUCCUCUGGACACUGUUCCCAAAAGUGUCACGAAACAUACUAGGCUACGUUACUUGCAUUACACCUUCUGCUGUCUAUUAUCAUUAGGAGUUUUAAGGUUGUUAUGGGGGGUUUUAAGUUAUAUGUUCAGUUUAGUUCUCUAAUUUUGUCAUAAGUUUUAAGGUAAUGUUUGAAGACUAUUGAAUCAGUUUUAGGGUCUGUUGUAUUUAAAUUCAAUUGAUAAUUUUGUUAAUUGCAAUAAACAGUGUGUACAGGGCUAAAAAUAUACUUUAUUGUGUUUAAAAUGUUUGCUAUAGGGCUACAAUUUGUAAUCCCAAACUUUCUAAUGCAGUUUUUUUCUGCCUGAACUAAAAGAUAGAUAUAAGUUAAAUAUUCAAGAACUCCUUAAAGCCCUCUGGGGGCAAUUCUUUGAAGUUUGAGAACCAGAGACCACAUU
This is a messenger RNA of Ostrinia furnacalis (Asian corn borer), 2017 nucleotides long. RefSeq names its product fatty acyl-CoA reductase wat. Gene Ontology annotation, cellular component: peroxisome. The record is from RefSeq and is a predicted model, not a curated record. Bases 114 to 1724 code for a protein of 536 amino acids. Gene Ontology annotation, biological process: long-chain fatty-acyl-CoA metabolic process. NCBI's taxonomy places the organism in Eukaryota, Metazoa, Arthropoda, Insecta, Lepidoptera, Crambidae. Gene Ontology annotation, molecular function: alcohol-forming very long-chain fatty acyl-CoA reductase (NADP+) activity. The transcript has 11 exons.